AUGUGUGGCUCCUCUCAAGGCUUCACAGCCUCCUCCUCUCAGUGCACCACAGCCAUGUUAACAUCAGAAAACUCACCGCAGAGCACAGGGGUCAUCGCAACAGCAAUGCCAGAGACACAGGACGCAGACAUGGCAUCAUGGAGCGAGGCAAACUUUGAGGAGAAGUGCACAUAUAUCGUGAAGGACCAUCUUCUGGAGGAAGGGUCCGAAAACAAGAACAAGACACGAGCCGAGAGAUCUUUACCCAGAAACCUGGCCCUGAAGCGCUGCCACAACUCCACAGAGGUGCUUGGGGUGACCAGUAAGGAGCUGAUUCCUCAGGGAACACGUUUUGGCCCUCUGGUGGGGGAAAGCUACACCAACGAAACGCUACCGAAAGAUCCCGACAGGAAGUACUUCUGGAGGGUCUUCUUAGAGGGGCAUUUACACCACAUCCUGGAUGGUUUGAACGAGGAGCAGAGCAAUUGGAUGCGUUACGUCAACCCAGCCUGUUCUGUGCAGGAGCAGAACCUGGUGGCAUGCCAGAGCGGGUUAAACAUCUACUUCUACACCAUCACACCCCUGCAGCCGGGCCAGGAGCUCCUGGUGUGGUACUGUCCUGAAUUCGCCCGGCGCUGUAACUACCCUCCACUGGGUCGACUGGCUAUUGACAGUAUUGAACCAAGUCAAGCUCAGGAGAAGACAACAGUGAAACGAGGACACAGUGUCUCUGAAAUCCUUCGAGACGAGCCUUCCAAGUCCCUGCCUGCCUGCCCCAGACGUCUGAGUAGCCCCUUGUCUCAGACCAACCUCUCAGCAGUUUUUCCCCUGUGUCCCCGUGUUGUAUACCCGAUCCAGCCCCACUCAGAAUCCAUCCAUGGCCAAAGAUAUGUGACUCAACCACCUGUGCCAUCCUGUAGCCCUCCAGCUGCAAAAAGACCGGUUCUUAGCGGUCCCUCUAGUUUGCACUUCACCCUUCAGCACAGUCAAAGCCCUGUUACAGCCAAACCUUACCAAAAGCCCUCUUUACCUGAUCGAGUCCAUCCUGCUCUGAGGCAUUCCCCCUAUCCACUGCCUCACUACUCGCUCGGCCUUAACAGCAUUCUACCUCAGUCAUUCCCCUUCUACAGAGACCAAAUGAAACAUCACUUCAUAUCUCAUGUGCUGCCUUUUGACAGCUAUGCACACAUCCACCCUUCUCUGGCUAACGGACACAAAGACUUGACCCUUGCACUAUCCAACACCAAACAAGACCUCAUUCUUUCACAAAACAGCGAGCACAGAGACAACAAGGACCUCAUAACCGUAAGGACAAACUACCUCAGGUGCCCUUCAGAUGACCUCAGAGAUUUCAGACAAUCUCCAAGCAGUAAUGUUCACGCAGACCUCAGUUUACCUGCAUCAUCCAGUGCCUCAUCCAUGGCCACCUCCCUCCGCAGAGCACUGCCAUCUCUUGCGCCUGGAGGAUGUUCACCACCAGUGGGUAUGGCUGCCUUUUCAGACUGCCUCCCUUCCAAACCCACGUCUGCCACUCAGAGACAAACUGAGGAUGCAAUGGACCUCAGGAAGAUCAAACGAGGAGGACAUAUUAUCGGCUACAAGACGCUGUCAUAUCCCCUCACCAGGCAGAAUGGAAAGAUCCGGUAUGAUUGCAACAUCUGUGGAAAAAUCUUUGGGCAGCUGUCCAACCUUAAGGUCCAUCUGCGAGUGCACAGCGGGGAGCGUCCCUUCAGGUGUCAGACCUGCAAUAAGAACUUCACACAGCUGGCCCACCUGCAGAAACACUACCUGGUUCACACUGGAGAGAAGCCUCAUGAAUGCAAGGUGUGCCAUAAGCGAUUCAGUAGCACAAGCAACUUAAAGACCCAUCAGCGGCUACACUCAGGUGAGAGGCCGUACCUGUGCAAGCUCUGCCCGGCCCGCUUUACUCAAUACGUACACCUAAAGCUCCACAAACGGCUCCACACUGGUGAACGACCUCACAGGUGUCCUUGUUGCCCCUGUGCCUAUCUCCACUACUGCAGCCUCCAGGUGCACCUCCAAGGCUUCUGCCCUCUCUCCCCCUCGGCCUCCCACAGACACUCCCCGGAGGAGCUACACCGAGUCAACGCGGAGAUUGAGAGGUUCGACAUGAGCGAGGCGGCAGAGCAGCUUGAGGCCAUGGCUGCAGAUGCCGAGAUGGACAAGGGAAAUGUUUUUGACUUGAUAAAGAAGAUGGAGUCUCGUACCUCUGGCCACCACGAAGAGGAGGAGGACGAGCUGAGCAUGUACAAAUCUGCAGUUCUGCCACAUCAUGGCAGCCCUCUACCUCUGCAUCCAACCAGUAUCAAGCUGGAGUCAGGCUGCACAUCAGAGCCCUAAAACUGCCUUGCUAAUCCAGCCGUAUAAUCCUUACAGGUCAACUCAGCAGCUGUCUGUUACUGCCCUAUUUGAAGUAAAGCCUUAUCUCAAUCAUGGAUUGCCUAGCAUAUAUACUCUACACAGGCUGUAGCGUGUGGAGAAUCAAGACAUUACCAGCAUGGCCUGGGACCACUGACUGAUUUAUACUUCUUUGUUAAUUUAUUCAGUUUUUAACAUUAAUCUAAAAUGUAUGAAUGAUUUGUGAAUUUUUUUGUAUUGUAUUCUUUUUUUGUAUCUUCAUGGAACGACUAAAUAUUUGCAUAAACAAAGUUUGUAGUUCA
Messenger RNA from Trematomus bernacchii (emerald rockcod), 2660 nucleotides. It is a transcript of the gene prdm1c, whose product is annotated as PR domain containing 1c, with ZNF domain. The transcript is spliced from 7 exons. Lineage: Eukaryota; Metazoa; Chordata; Actinopteri; Perciformes; Nototheniidae. Gene Ontology annotation, cellular component: nucleus; cytoplasm. Gene Ontology annotation, molecular function: histone deacetylase binding; DNA-binding transcription repressor activity, RNA polymerase II-specific; RNA polymerase II cis-regulatory region sequence-specific DNA binding. Gene Ontology annotation, biological process: cell fate commitment; regulation of transcription by RNA polymerase II. Bases 1 to 2340 code for a protein of 779 amino acids. The record is from RefSeq and is a predicted model, not a curated record.